Molecule: messenger RNA, 1485 nt
Organism: Arctia plantaginis
Lineage: Eukaryota; Metazoa; Arthropoda; Insecta; Lepidoptera; Erebidae
Source: the annotation of a GenBank genome assembly
AUGGUAAUAAAAAUAACAGAUCAAAUUAAUAACAGUGUACAAAAACAGGAUCCGUUUGCAAAACUACUCGGCGAUUUUGGACGAUGGCAGUUUUUGGUGUUCGGCACAGUAUCGCUUGUAAAGUUAAGUUCAGGAUGGGUUCAGAUGGCAAUAUUAUUCUUGAUACCGAACUUGACAUUUUGGUGCGCGAAUCUACCGAACGCUACAGAAGAAUUGUUGAACAAUACUUGUUAUAAAGAGUGCUUGGAGUAUAAGUACGAUGUUAGUCCCUUUGAUAACACUAUAGUGUCUGAGUGGGACUUAAUAUGCGAGAGAAGAUGGUUGGCGAGCUUUACACAGAUGAUGCUGCAGCUUGGAGUCCUGGUCGGUAGUGUGAUCUUUGGAUUUCUGUCAGACAGAUAUGGCCGCAAGAAUACCUUUCUGGUGGCAAUUUCAACAGUCAUCCUAUUCGGGCUUGGUAUCCCAUUCUCUCCCAACUACAUCGUUUUUACCACCCUGAGGACAUUCCUCGGCAUGGCCACUGCUGGGACCAUGGUUGUGUCAUUCGUGAUCGUAAUGGAGUCUGUGGGGCCCCGGUACAGGGAAGUAGCUGGGUGCCUCUUCCAAAUACCUUUUAUUAUCGGUCACAUGACCGUUCCACUGUUUGCCUAUUACUUCCGCAGCUGGGACAAAUAUACAUUGGCCUUGGGCAUUCCUCCGCUGAUCUACCUGGGCUACUUUUUCACGCUCACUGAGUCCCCCCGGUGGCUGGUUAGCCAUGGGAGGGUAGAGGAAGCUACCAAGAUCGUCAAGAAAGCUGCUGCUAUUAAUAAUCUGCCAACUGCGAAGAUAGAAGAUAUUCUAACGCAGUUAUCUCAGGAGAUUAGGAAGAAUUCUGAAGAGCCCCGCCUAAACUACACGGCGCUGUUCCAAAAGUCACUGGUGGCGAAGACAGCGUGCUGCAGCAUCAUGUGGCUGGUUGUCGGCAUCAUAUUCUUUGGGUUUAACCAGUACAUCAGUCAGACAAGUCCAGAUCCGUUCAUAAGUGUGGCUCUUGCUGGAGUGAUUCAGAUUCCAUCUAACCUCAUCUCCAUCUGGUUAAUCAAGAGAUUCGGCAGACGCCUCACCAUCUCAAUUUUCUACAUCCUCGGCGGUGUCGUCGUGAUCAUCCUCUACUUCGUCCCUAAGAUCUUCGCCAUCACCCUGACUCUCGGCACAUUGGGGGUCAGCUGUGCGGCUAUCGUCGCUACCUCCAUUUACAUAUACACUUCAGAACUGUACCCAACAGUUGUUAGGAAUAUGGGUAUUGGAGCCAGUUCUACUUCGAUGAGGAUAGGGUCGAUGUUAGCUCCUUUUAUUGCAGAUACAGUUGUCAGUGUUCCGUGGAUGCCCACAGCCAUAUUUGGUGUAGCAGCCCUGGUUGCUGGGUUGGUGUGUUUGUUACUGCCUGAGACGAAGGGCACCACCUUACCUGAUAGCAUAGAAGACGUGCAAAAUGUGAAAUGA